Messenger RNA from Rotaria socialis, 402 nucleotides. The record is from the annotation of a GenBank genome assembly. NCBI's taxonomy places the organism in Eukaryota, Metazoa, Rotifera, Eurotatoria, Philodinida, Philodinidae.
AUGAUAGUUUCAAUACAACUUGUACGCAAACAAAUCAUUCCAACAAUAUUAACAACUCCUCUUCUUGAAAGUGUAUUUACAUCAUUUCAUCGAAAACGAACAGUAAAAAUUCAAAGUAAUCAAGACAUUUCACAUUUUAUUAUUCGAUCAUCAUUACGUUCAAGUUCAAGUACAAUUAAUGCUAUUCUAGAAUUAGAACAUUCACCAUCAGUGAUUUCACUAAAUCAACAUCAUUAUUCAUCAAGUUUACUUUCAGCUAUGACAAUUUCGAAUUCUAAUGAUACAAAGCGAUAUCAUUCUGGAGAAUCAAUUCAAUUUUCACCGACAAAAAUUGAACGACAAGCUCUUCAUUCAUCGAAUAAACAAAUUCAAAUAAUAACAUGCCAAUUAACAUCGAUAUGA